AUGCCCGGCGACUCGGCGUCGUCGACGCUGCAGUACACGGGCAUCGGCGCAUUCGUCGCCAUCGUCGGCAUCGUCGUCCUGGCCGUCAUCUUCUACACCCGUUCGUCCGCCCGUCACGCCGCCCCCGGCGCGGCGCCCGACGCGGUCACCGCGCUCCAGGGGCAGCAGCAGCAGCGCGGCCUCGGCCUCGGCCCCGACGACGUCUCCGUGCUCCCGACGUUCACGUACCACGCCGCCGCCACCGCCUCGCCCGGCCGAUGCGGCCUGAUCGGACGCGGGGACGCGAAGGCGGCGGCGGACUGCUGCGCCGUCUGCCUCGACGAGCUCGGCGAGGGCGCCGUCGUGCGCAUGCUGCCGUCGUGCAAGCACUACUUCCACGCCACCUGCGUCGACGUUUGGCUGCUGUCGCGGGCCACGUGCCCGGUGUGCCGGGGGAGCCCAGGGCAGGAGAAGGUCCGCCUCGGCCUCGCGUCCCUCUCACCGCCGCUGCCGCAGCUGCGCCGAACAGACUGA
Messenger RNA from Oryza sativa Japonica Group (Japanese rice), 513 nucleotides. Its product is annotated as RING-H2 finger protein ATL65. The record is from RefSeq and is a predicted model, not a curated record. Lineage: Eukaryota; Viridiplantae; Streptophyta; Magnoliopsida; Poales; Poaceae.